Messenger RNA from Sapajus apella (tufted capuchin), 1854 nucleotides. It is a transcript of the gene TMEM174, whose product is annotated as transmembrane protein 174. Bases 136 to 867 code for a protein of 243 amino acids. Lineage: Eukaryota; Metazoa; Chordata; Mammalia; Primates; Cebidae. The record is from RefSeq and is a predicted model, not a curated record. The transcript has 2 exons.
AGGUCCAGCCCUCUGUGUGUUACGCUCUGUUAAGCACAGAAGCCCUAAGUUCUUCUAUAACUAAUUUGGACCUGUUAUUUCUUGGCUCUCACAAUCCUCUCCCCUCUAAGAAGCAGGGUGAGCCCACAAGAAGCAAUGGAGCAGGGCAGCGGCCGCUUGGAGGACUUCCCUGUCAAUGUGUUUUCCGUCACUCCUUACACACCCAGCACGGCUGACAUCCAGGUGUCCGAUGAUGACAAGGCGGGGGCGACCUUGCUCUUCUCAGGCAUCUUUCUGGGACUGGUGGGGAUCACAUUCACUGUCAUGGGCUGGAUCAAAUACCACGGUGUCUCCCACUUUGAAUGGACCCAGCUCCUUGGGCCUAUCCUGCUGUCGGUUGGGGUGACAUUCAUCCUGAUUGCUGUGUGCAAGUUCAAAAUGCUCUCCUGCCAGUUGUGCAAAGAAAGUGAGGAAAGGGUCCUGGACUCGGAACAGACACCAGGAGGACAAUCAUUUGUUUUCACUGGCAUCAACCAACCCAUCACCUUCCAUGGGGCCACUGUGGUGCAGUACAUCCCUCCUCCUUAUGGUUCUCCAGAGCCUAUGGGGAUAAAUACCAGCUACCUGCAGUCUGUGGUGAGCCCCUGCGGCCUCAUAUCCUCUGGAGGGGUAGCAGCUGCCAUGCCGGGUCCUCCUCAAUACUACACCAUCUACCCUCAAGAUAACGCUGCAUUUGUGGUUGAUGAGGGCUGCCCUUCUUUCAUGGAUGGUGGAAAUGACAGGCCCAGUCCUGAUGCUGAACAGCUAGAAGAGACACAGCUGGAAGAGGAGGCCUGUGCCUGCUUCUCUCCUCCCCCUUAUGAAGAAAUAUACUCUCUCCCUCGCUAGAGACUAUUCUGAUACAAUAAUAUAAUGCUCAGCUCAGGGAGCAAAUGUUUCCAUCAUUGUUACCUGACAACUGUGGUGCUCUAUGUGACCUUCAGAAGUUACAGCAGCGCAGCUCGGGCAGCCUGAUAGAGAUCAUUCAACAAAUAGAAAGGGGAAAUGGGAGGUGCAGGGUCUCAGAUUGGUAAAAAUUAGGCUGGGCUGGGGAAAUUCUCCUCCGGAACAGUUUCAAAUUCCCACGGGUAAGGAAUCUCCUGUGUAAGGUUCAGGAGCAGGAAUUUCACCUUUUCAUCCACCACCUUUCCCCCUCCCCGGUAGGAAGGCACUGGUGGCUCAAUUUUAACUCCAGCAGCCAAUGGAAAAAUCACGACUUCUAAGACUUUUGGAGUUUCCACAGAGGGAAGAGUCGGGUGGGAAGGAAGCAGGGAAGAGAAAGCAGGCUCAGCUGCAGAUUUCCCAGUGGCAGUCCUCCAGACCAAAGCAGACUCAUUUAUCCCAAACAACUUGGCUGCCAUCUGGCUUCUCUGAGGACUCUGGAUACCUUAAGGCUAUAAAACAAAACAAAACAAAACCAGUAAGCCAAUGAAAUAAAACAAAGCAUGUCUUCUGUCAGAAUGGUAUUGGAUAGUUGGCUAAAUUAUACAAAAUAGAUCAUAAUAGGAUAAGGCUGUGAAUAAAUCCUUCCCUGAUCACUGAGUCACAGUGAUCCUUGGCGGCUGCUGUUCUCUUCUGCAAGGCUGAAGCUUGAUGUGUGAUGUACGUGGGUGGGCUCUUGGUCCACCCCAGAUUGGGGCCUGUGCCAGGGUGCCAGGCAUGAACUCACUGGGCCCAGAGGCUGACAGAAUACAGGACUUCCCUAAGCACCCGCAGAUUGGUGGAGUGAGACAGAGCAGAGCUGCCAUGUCAACACAUGGGCAAUUAUAUGAUGAAAACAAUUCCUGUGACUAAAAGAAACUCAUCCUCUUCAUUAAAAAACUUUGGUGUCCUUAA